Molecule: messenger RNA, 192 nt
Organism: Triticum turgidum subsp. durum (durum wheat)
Lineage: Eukaryota; Viridiplantae; Streptophyta; Magnoliopsida; Poales; Poaceae
Source: the annotation of a GenBank genome assembly
AUGCCAAGGUACGAGCUGGCGUUGUGGGACUUACUGAUGGUGCUUGCUGGCUGGAAGAAGCCGAGCGCGAGCUUGCCGUUUCUUGAGAUGAGGUUGGUGCCGAUGGCGAGCACUUGGCCUCCUGUAAGAGUAUCACUUGCUGCAGAGGAGCAUGAAGGGGCGUGCAAGAGGAGAAACCCGAACAAUAUGUAG